Molecule: messenger RNA, 1443 nt
Organism: Fusarium redolens
Lineage: Eukaryota; Fungi; Ascomycota; Sordariomycetes; Hypocreales; Nectriaceae
Product: GrpE-domain-containing protein
Exons: 2
Coding region: 221-955 (244 amino acids)
Biological process (GO): protein import into mitochondrial matrix; protein folding
Cellular component (GO): PAM complex, Tim23 associated import motor
Molecular function (GO): protein homodimerization activity; protein-folding chaperone binding; adenyl-nucleotide exchange factor activity
Source: RefSeq, a predicted model, not a curated record
CGGAAGAGAAGCCGGCGCGACCCUUCUAAAUGCGAAGCGAAUCAAUCAUGCCGACAGCUAAAAUUUCAGUCCUAACUCGGAGCUUCCAAACUUCCUGAUACCUACCCACCACAGCCACUGUACACUUACUUAAGUGCAUCAGCCUAUCUCUGUUGACUUUUCCUCGUCAUAUACUUUGUUCCUACCAAAAUCUAUAAGUUAAUUCCUCACAUAUCUCACAAUGUUCCGCCAGGCCAUUGCUACCUCAUCCCGCGCUUUGCGAGCUGCUCCCAAGGUCGCCGUCCCCCGACCUUUCAUUCAGUUGCAAUUCCAGGCUGCGCCCGGCUUCACUCUCAGAUCCGUUCAGCCUGCCGUGUCAAGAUGGUACAGUGACGCUAAGGAGACUGAGGCCAAGCCUGUUGAGGAGGCCAAAACGGAGGAGAAGCCCGCUGAAGGCGAGAAAGAGAGCGAUCCCCUCGCGGAGCUCAAGAAGGAGCUCGCAGCCAAGGAGAACGAGGUUAAGGACUGGAAGGAUAAGUGCAUGCGCACCGUCGCCGAUUUCCGCAACCUCCAAGAACGCACCACACGUGAGGUCAAGGCCGCCAAAGAUUUUGCCAUCCAAAAGUUCGCCAAGGAUCUCGUCGAUAGCGUCGACAACCUCGACCGCGCCCUUGGAAUGGUUCCCAAGGAUAAGCUCAACGCCCCAGACCGACCUGAGGGCCUUGAGGAUCUCGCCAACCUGUAUGAGGGUCUCAAGAUGACUGAAGAUAUCCUCAUGAACACCCUCAAGAAACACGGCCUCGAGCGACUUAACCCCGAGGGCGAGAAGUUCAACCCCAACGAGCAAGAGGCAACUUUCAUGACUCCCCAGCCCGAUAAGGAGGACGGCACUGUUUUCUUCGUUCAACAGAAGGGCUUCAAGCUUAACGGCCGGGUGCUGCGCGCCGCCAAGGUCGGUGUUGUCAAGAACAAAUAACCACGUCGCUCUUCCAUAAUGACGGAGAUAUGUGUUUUGAUGACAUCUCCAUACUCAAUCGCAUCUUGCGUGUAUUUUUAGACGAGGUUAUAUCGGUUGGCGUUGGCUCUAUGUAUAAUGCUCCCCUCAUGAUGGUCAUUUCAACUUGUAUGAUGGUUACAGAUGCUUGGAAAGGAGAAAAGUUUCAAAAGAGUUGGGACAUUUGUACAUAAAUAACAAGACGUACGUGUAUAACAGGAGGGCAACUGGGUGGUAUAGUCGACCUAAGAGGGUCUUUCCAGGUCAUGAUCCAUGAUUUCCAGAGUAGAAAUGAAUACCUAAGCUGGUAACUCAGCUAUGAUGAUGAAAUAUGUGAAGCAAACCUGUGCAAAAGGUGUUUACAAUAUGAUCAUAGAUAAGCCCAGAAAGACUGAGGCUUCUCAAUUGACUAUUAUUCUCAGCCGGUACCGUUGUGGCAAGGAUUUAUUUAUUAGAGUUCCAAAGUCGAC